GUGACAAUUAUUUGUCUAUUAUUUUUUAUAAUUUUAAUACACGCGCGGACGGCGGUGUAAAAGAUCGAAAGAUUAAUAUUGUUGACUUUUGUUUUUGGAAGACCCGUCACGCUUUAUCAGCUUUUGAAUCAAAGGUACUGGCACCCGCUUUUAUUUAAUGUGUGUAUUUCUGUCCACAAUGGUUGAACUGGUCAUGAUUCGUUCUGCUGUUAAUUAAUGUUCCAAAGGUCACAGGUUUUUUUGAGGAGUGAUGCAGACGAUUCUUGCAGCUCGUGCUCAACUGGUGGUCGGUAAAAUUAGGGCAAACUUCACUUCUUGCUGCAAAGCGAACACGGCAUCACCUGGUUUAGCUAAUUGCCGCAAAGUCAACAACAGAUUGCAGAAGAACAACGUGAGAAGCAUGGCGAGCAUUGACAACCUGGAUGAGACUCAGGUCAAGCUUCUAGCAGAAGAAUGCAUCGUAGUAGAUGAAGAGGACAAGGCCAUUGGAUCUGCCUCUAAGAAGGCGUGUCAUCUAAAUGAGAAUAUUGAUAAAGGUCUACUACACAGAGCUUUCAGUGUCUUUCUGUUCAACAAAGAGGGGAAGUUACUUCUCCAGCAACGGUCUGAUGCUAAAAUAACAUUCCCAGGUUUUUGGGCCAACACCUGCUGUAGUCACCCUCUCAACUUUAAAGAAGAGCUUGAAGAAUCGGAGCACCUUGGAGUAAGGCGUGCUGCCCAGCGGAAACUCAAACACGAGUUGGGCAUUGAACCAGAACAGGUGCCAUUGGAUGAUUUCCAUUACCUUUCCCGGAUUCACUACAAAGCCCAGUCCGAUGGUAUUUGGGGAGAGCAUGAGAUCGACUACAUCCUCUUCAUGCAGAAGGAUGUAGACAUUAAACCAGAGCCUAAUGAGGUGCAGAAUGUGAAAUAUAUCGAUGCAGGGGAACUGGACGAGUUUCUGAACUCCGAGGCCGCAGGAACGAAGAUCACCCCCUGGUUCAAACUCAUCGCACAGACUAAACUCCCCGAUUGGUGGAAACAUUUAGGUGACGUCAAAAGCCAAGAGGACCAUGGGACAAUUCACAGGAUGUGAAGUGGCAUGAUGGGAUAGCUUAAUGUUGGACGAAUCAAGAGGACGGGGCAAGAAUGGAAUUUUACAGACUUUCCUAACAAAAAAUUGUUUUUAUUGUUUAAUGCCUGCUAUCAGAUGCAAGUAAAAUAGCAGGAACAAUCAAGUUCAAGUUAUAAACCACAAGGGAAGCCGACUGGGUAACUUUUAAAUAGUUUGGGUUUGAAAAAAGAAAAAUUUACUGGAGUCGGACUUGAACAAUCUCCGAAUUAACGUUCCGGCGCUCUACCAACUGAGCUAUCAAGCCCUACAUGUAUGUUGAUAGCCUUCCUAUACAGUCAAUAUCUUUGUUUGGGGUGCCAGUCAAAAGUCAAAUGGAACAAACCAUUAGCUGCCCUGUAGCCAGGGAUCACACCCAAGUUUAUGAUACAGCCUGGUAAGCGGCAGUUGUAACGAGGGAGGUGAAAUAAAACACAGAAAAUGCCGAGCUGAUUUGUCGUCUGUCUCUGCAGUAAUGAUGACAUUUGGCAUCACCUGCGCAUGCGUCGGCCUUGAGAACGGUAGUCCCUCAAUUUCUAUGACAGUACUUGGGAUGAAUAUGCGUUGUGCUGAAAAAUACAACAUUUGGCGGAAAACUACAUACUGUCGCAGAACCAUCUGUCGUCGAAAACACACUCUUUAGUAUCAAUAAAAUGCGAAACGCCCGUAUCGCAUUAAUGGAUUAAUUAAUGGAAAAGCUGAAAUUUACGAUACAGCUGAAAUCGCAGCUGAAAUGGCAGCUGUGUGUUCUGUUGCAUUCACUCUCUGGACAUUCAUUUUAACAAAAAUCAUAUUCGUGGUUGUAUGAAGGACACCUUUCAAAUAUAGCCUUUCCAAAGGCUAUAUAUUGGUUGAGCGUAAAAAAAAAA
Molecule: messenger RNA, 1959 nt
Organism: Asterias rubens (European starfish)
Lineage: Eukaryota; Metazoa; Echinodermata; Asteroidea; Forcipulatida; Asteriidae
Product: isopentenyl-diphosphate Delta-isomerase 1-like
Exons: 6
Coding region: 251-1075 (274 amino acids)
Biological process (GO): isoprenoid biosynthetic process; isopentenyl diphosphate biosynthetic process
Cellular component (GO): cytoplasm
Molecular function (GO): isopentenyl-diphosphate delta-isomerase activity
Source: RefSeq, a predicted model, not a curated record